CCUCGCUCCCCACUCCGGACGGGCUCAGCUAAACCUCAUUUCCGGGCGCGACGCACUUGGGAGCAUUUUUGGUCUUUUUCCUCCGUGAAGCUUUCGGGCCGAGAGGAUCGUCCCGCCCCGCUCCAGACAGGAAAGGGCUUGAAUCAGCGCAGCCAUGACUGAGGCAGAAGUGAACCCCAAAGCUUACCCACUGGCUGAUGCACAACUCACCAAAACCCUGCUGGACCUUGUACAGCAAUCCUGCAACUACAAGCAGCUACGCAAGGGAGCCAAUGAAGCCACUAAAACACUGAACCGAGGAAUAGCAGAAUUCAUUGUGAUGGCUGCAGAUGCUGAGCCUCUGGAGAUCAUCCUGCACCUCCCUCUCUUGUGUGAGGACAAGAAUGUGCCCUAUGUCUUUGUGCGCUCCAAGCAGGCCCUGGGUCGGGCAUGUGGUGUCUCCCGGCCUGUCAUUGCCUGUUCAAUUACCAUCAAAGAAGGAUCACAACUGAAACCACAGAUUCAGUCGGUCCAGCAAGCCAUAGAGAGACUGUUGGUCUAAAUUUACCAAAAACCUAGUAGCUGAAGUCCAUAAUUAAAAAAAAUAAAUAAAAAAUCAGCAUUGGGGAGGGAAAGUAAUAUUAGCCAAUGCAAUCGUUUGAUACCAAGCCCUUGUUUCAAAAUGCCAGCUGUUUGUUUUUACAGUGGCUUGCUCCUAUUUGAUGUUUCAACUCCUCCACUGCGGGUCAGUCUAGAUUUAUACCCAGCCACCUCUCUCCUCUUGCCAGUUUUUGAAAAGGACUUGCUUGCUGUACCAGUUAUCAAAACCUCCUGAUUUGGUAGACAACCACCCCACUUGAGCAUGGUUAACCUGCACUCUUUUUCUCCCCCAGUAAUGGAUUAGCUUCUUUCAUUUUGCAGCAAAUUCUUCUGUGAUAAGUUAGACCUGUAGCACCUGUGAAUCAUUUGUGAUCAUAGAUGGUUUGAUCCAAUGAGGAAUAUUAAGAUGGAUCUGCAGUAUAAUGGUGGUCAGCAAUUGCUGCAUUAAGGCAGAGGCAAAUAAUGGGGGAGAGGUGGUAAAUUAGACAGCAGCAGCUAGGAAUUGUAGAAGACGGGUCAAGACCAAGUCAGCAGACAUGUUGAAGUUGGACAAGAGGCCACUGUAUGAGAGGUGUAGAGGAAGGAGAAAUGUACUAUAAUGCUGGGAUGACAGCUCUAACCUUGUUUUUUUUUUUAAACUGUUGGUUUUUUUAAAUAAAUCCAUAUAUUCCCUGGUUUGUCAACUCAUGCACAUGACUCUGUUCAACCUAUCUUGGCUAGGAAAGUAAGGUGCUGCUACCUGCCGUUCACUAGUUUAAAAUGAAUGAGACCACUCCAGAGCAUUAUAAUGCUCUGAUUAGUGGUGUCCUCUUAUUUUAUUUGUAAUAAUGUGUCUGCCUGAAGCUUUGCUGUAAUCUACAAGUUGGUUCUCAGGUGGGAAGGGAGGGGAGGUUUAAAACUGUCACCCAGCCCUCCCAAAAAAACCCACACACAUGAAAACAAGAAAAUAAGCUUGCUACUUUUAGAAAUUAUCUUAAGGCCCACAUGUGGUGAAGAAGAAAUACUUAUAGCAAGGAACAGUGUAAGUAUUCAGGUACUCUUCACACAGAUGUAUUGUUACAGUGAGUAAUGGCCUAAUUUUAGACCCUAACAUGAAAAUGUCUCUUUUCACUUUAAAGAUGAUGCUUAUGUAAUAGACAUCCUUGAACUUCUCAAUGGAUUGCUGUUUCUUGGGUCCAAGAGCUAGCAUGGCCAAUUUGCCUACUGUCCCCACUAGCAUGCUAAUUGUUAAUCUUGUUCUGUUUACCAAUUAAAGCCACUUUGUGCUAGUGUUAA
Molecule: messenger RNA, 1854 nt
Organism: Pelodiscus sinensis (Chinese soft-shelled turtle)
Lineage: Eukaryota; Metazoa; Chordata; Testudines; Trionychidae
Gene: SNU13
Product: small nuclear ribonucleoprotein 13
Biological process (GO): ribosome biogenesis
Cellular component (GO): nucleolus; ribonucleoprotein complex
Molecular function (GO): RNA binding
Source: RefSeq, a predicted model, not a curated record